This is a messenger RNA of Entamoeba nuttalli P19, 1326 nucleotides long. RefSeq names its product Myb family DNA-binding domain containing protein. The transcript has a single exon. The record is from RefSeq and is a predicted model, not a curated record. Bases 1 to 1326 code for a protein of 441 amino acids. Lineage: Eukaryota; Evosea; Mastigamoebida; Endamoebidae.
AUGAAUUUCAUUGAAGAUAAAUGUAUUGUUGCACAUCAUAUAAUUGAUCAAUUAAAACAAAAUAAAGUAGAUGAUUAUAAUGUAUUUGAUAAUCAUAAAAAAACGUUAAUAUCAAUAUGUGAAUAUUUAAUUGAUUCAGGAAUUAAUUGUGAAUUAUAUGAACAAUGUUUAAAUCAACAAAUAUUUGUAGAAUCAGAUAUUCCACAAGAAUUACAUAAUAAAAGAGCAUUAGCAACAGUUAUAAAUUUUUUUGAAAGUAUUGAACCAUUUAAUAUUGAAAUAGAAUAUUUACCAAAAAUUAUUUCAAAUGUAAUUCAAAUAUAUUGUUCAGAUCCAAAUGCAGAAAUACUUAAAACAAUUCCAUCAUUAAUAGGAAUUGUUGGAAUGAUUUCAAUCUUUCAUUUAUAUUCUAAAUUUCAAAUACAACAAGGAGAACUUAUUCGUCAUAUAAAUAUUUUACUUCCAGAGAGUUCAGAACAACCAUAUGUUGCAUCAUCAAGAAAAUAUUGUUUAUCAGCAAUUGAAGCACUUUUAAAAACACCAAUAAAAGAAGGAAUAACAGAUUCAAAUGAAUAUCUUCAAAAUAUACAAGAAGUUAAAUAUAUUCUUUCAAGAUAUCCAUUAAUUAGAACUAUUGAACAUAUUAAACAUUUAUUAUAUCAAUUUAAAGAAAUAUGUCCUUCUUCUACUUUAAGAAAUGUUUUUUAUAAUUAUUUAAAUGGUAAAAUUGUUUCUAAACCUUUCUCUUGGCCUUCUACUGAUUUCAUUUCUAUUAGAGAAAUUCAAACAGCAAUGGGAUUGGAUUCUACUACGUUUCAAGCAAUUGUAUUUGGUGAAGAUCCUAAAGUAAAAGAUUUUUUACUUCAACAACAAUCGGAUUUAAUUGAAAAUUAUCAAAGUCAAUAUAUUCACCAACUCACAGAACCUCAUAUUCAACAAAAUCAUUUAUUUCUUCAACAAAAAAUUAAAUGUGACAAACAAGAAAAAUCUAAAAAAAAACCUUCUUUAAAAUUUCAUGAAAAUUCUUCUAUUAAAACAGAUGAUGGAACUGAAAAUAAUAAACUUAAAAAAAAGAAAAGAAGAUUCACUGAAGAAGAAACUCAAAAUUUAAUAGAAGGUGUUCAACAAUUUGGUAUUGGUCAUUGGAAAUUAAUUUUAAAUAAUUUUAAAUUCGAUGAUAGAAGUUGUGUUGAUUUAAAAGAUAAAUGGAGAAAUCUUGAAAAUUCUAGACUUAGAAAUAAUAAACAAAAAGUUCCUCCUUCUCAAAUUUCUCAAUUUAAAUCAAAUGGAACAAUAUUACCUCCUUUUAAUUCUGAUAAUUAUUAA